Molecule: messenger RNA, 674 nt
Organism: Limulus polyphemus (Atlantic horseshoe crab)
Lineage: Eukaryota; Metazoa; Arthropoda; Merostomata; Xiphosura; Limulidae
Gene: MED10
Product: mediator of RNA polymerase II transcription subunit 10-like
Exons: 4
Coding region: 122-529 (135 amino acids)
Biological process (GO): positive regulation of transcription by RNA polymerase II
Cellular component (GO): chromatin; mediator complex
Molecular function (GO): transcription coregulator activity
Source: RefSeq, a predicted model, not a curated record
GUAUCACUUAUAAAGAUUUAAGUUUUAACUUUCAAGUGAAGAGUAAGUUUUCAAGAUACUUAAUAACAAAAAAGAAAAAAAAAGGUUAUUUUCAGCAAAUAUAUAUUUUUAAUUUUAUAAAAUGUCUUCGCCUUUAGUGAACUUGGAAAGUAGUUUAGAGAAGUUUAUCGAAAAUGUGCGACAAAUAGGUAUCAUAGUGGGUGAUUUCCAACCUCAAGGACAGACCGUGUUGAACCAAAAAAUAAACCAAAUGGUGACUUUAAUGCAAGAAAUUGAUAAGUCAAAGUCCCAUAUUCAAGAUAUCCAAGUACCUUUGGAGGUUUUUGACUAUAUUGACCAAGGAAGGAAUCCACAGUUUUUUACCAAGGACUGCAUGGAGAAGGCAUUAGCAAAAAAUGAACAAGUGAAAGGAAAAAUUGAUAUAUAUAGGAGAUUCAAAGCUUUACUUUUAGUGGAACUCAGCAAAAUAUUCCCAAAUGAAAUGGCAAAGUAUCGAGCUAUUCGAGGUGAUGAAAGACCUUCUUCUUAAAAUGAAGACUAAUUUUUUUUUUUUAAAUCUGCAUGAAUGAAAAAUGAUAUGAUGAAUUUAAGGCUUGUAGCCUUGUUUAUGUAAUUUAGUUGUAAAUAUACCAAAAGUAUGAUUAAAUUGCUAAUGCAUUUUAUAAAAGUAAAAA